This is a messenger RNA of Frieseomelitta varia, 1075 nucleotides long. RefSeq lists its product as uncharacterized. The record is from RefSeq and is a predicted model, not a curated record. Bases 544 to 1068 code for a protein of 174 amino acids. The transcript is spliced from 2 exons. NCBI's taxonomy places the organism in Eukaryota, Metazoa, Arthropoda, Insecta, Hymenoptera, Apidae.
ACACACACACACAUAUACACACGGUCAAGAUACGUCUUGCAGACACGACGAUCGUGCAUCGGUCGUGUAUCGCGAUCGCGGCACAGUGGAGUAUUCGUUCGUUUCUCGACACAUCGCAAACACACCGUCCAAGAUCGCGGUUUCAGGUUCGCGUGAUUCUCGCGUGUGAUCGAUCGACGAUUCUCCCGCGAGAUCGAGUCUCGAUCGGAUGCUUCGAUCCUCUUUUUAGGGGUUGCUUUCGCGUGCGAGUUUCACGGAAUCCGGUGACACGGUGCUAUCGCGAAGAAAGUGUUCGACCGCGAAGAAUUCGUGAGCAGGAGGUCGUCGAGUCUUGAGAAAAAGUGUGCGCGUCAUUCUUCUCGUACGAGCAAGAGAGGAGGAAGGAAAACGAAGAAGAUUGAUAAGAGAGAGAGAGAGAGAGAGAGAGAGAGAGAGAGAGAAUCCGGCGGAAAUUUCGGCGUGGAUACAACGACGAGUGUUGGGUUCGGUUGGAUCGCGUCGAAGGUGGAGGAGACGUCGCACGAUGAGACGGACGACGAGAGAAUGUCGCGCGGACGCCGCGAGAUUCGUCUCAGUCGUCCGAUUGGCGGCCGACCGGCGGCCAACGUUGACAGCGUCGAAGAGGAUCGCGUUGCAGAGAGGCUGAGGAGGAUCAGGCGGUCCUCGAUGCUGUGCCAUGAUCUGAUGGGGCGAGUCAUGUCACGUGUCGUCGGGACGCUGCUCGCGCGGUCCACGCUGCUGACGAGCGUCGCCGCUGCUCUCGUCGUGCUCUUCUGCUGCUGCAGGUGCACUCGCGCCAGCGAGUUCCCCGAGAGAGAGUGCUGCGACCUGAUAUUCCCGAUCCCGGAGCCAACCGGAAGAUCCACGUCCGCGCCGACGCCAACCGGCAGAAGCGGAUCCGACAUCAAAGUACCGGUCGCAAUACUGAACUGUCUUUACGCGCGUCAAUUGUGCUUCGAGGAUCCAUCCUGCAGCGCCAUUCUCGAGAUUAUACCGAGGGUCUGUGGUCCAGAACUGGGUGAGUGCCAAGUAAACUACUCUUUUAAAUUUCUUCUUAACCGAUGUUAGAGUAACG